AUGAAGUCCGGAAAUUACACAACCAUUGACAACCAGAAUGUUUCUGGAUAUGUUCUUGUAAAACUUCUUCUCCUCUUCUUCAAUUGCGUUUUCAUCACUUCGAUACUAGAUCUGAACCCUAAUUUAUUCGUUGAUUCAACUCUCCAAACCUUUCCCCCAUCUGGAACACAAGGCAAGAUCUCAGGCGGUUCUGGACCUCCCCGCGAUGCUGAUAAUACAUUCUCAAAGCCAGUAUCUGGUUCAUCAGAAGCACAACAAAGUAGUGGUUGGUUCAAGGUAUUCACAGUUACUGCUUACCAGCCUUACUUUGAUGUUGACACAUCCGAUGUUUUAGAAAGAAUCAAAGAUUCCCUCUUGCCCUUUGGAGGAAGCUUCAAUGAAAAAACCGCUAGCAACCCAGACUUGUUUUGA
Molecule: messenger RNA, 411 nt
Organism: Lactuca sativa (garden lettuce)
Lineage: Eukaryota; Viridiplantae; Streptophyta; Magnoliopsida; Asterales; Asteraceae
Biological process (GO): vesicle-mediated transport
Cellular component (GO): Golgi apparatus
Molecular function (GO): small GTPase binding
Source: RefSeq, a predicted model, not a curated record